AGUGUGUUCGCUGAACAUGUUCGUUGAGAAAGGUGUUUGUUUCGCAAGUUCCGUGGCACAGACAAACUGCAAGAGAAAACCCAUCAUAAACCGCAAAAAGUGGGUGGAGACUAAAGGAAAUAGGAAGACAUUAUACGGGCGAGAUAAAGAUUCAUAUAAAAGAUUGCGUAGUGUGUGUGUCUGUGUGUGUGUGUGGGGGGGGGGGGGUAGGGUUAGGUUUUAUUAAAAACCUGUUUUUCGUAAUUUGUGAAUGCAGUGCGCCUCCUUAAUUAAGGGGUCUGAUUGUGAUAAAAAUUAACACAUAAUUUACACAAAUUAAUUUAUUAAUGUACAUUGUUUUUUAUACGUUUGUAUUUUGACGCCAUGAACAGUAAAAGAGCACACGCAAUGGAGUUAUCAGUGUGUUUGAAAAAUACCUGGAGCGUAAAUGUAUGGUUUGCCCUUUUUCGGCGUUGUGUGGUGUCGUAAGACCGGAUUUAUUAACCAACUGCAAGCCAAACAGACGUGAGAAAGGAAGAGGGACAUUAGUUUGCGCCUUCCUCUUCGAGCAGUUAUUUUUAUGGACGUGGAAGGUUCGUUUAAGGGGCUUGGUAUCUCUCAGUUCAUUUCCGUGUAACACUUAAGGAGUAUUACAACCUGUUUGGUUAUUAUAACCAAGGGCAACGAGUCGGCAUCGCUGUCACAUACCGACAUCUAUACUUUCUUUUGGUGGUUACAAUGUAACCUUUUCGAUUAUUAUUUUUUUAAAAGUUAUGUAUAUAGUAAUGUUAAGCCAUUCUGUUCUUUUAUUUACUUUUGUAAUUGGAAUGUAGCUUUUUCAGUCCAUUUUCAUAACAGAAGUAAAAUGCAUAUUAGUGCUACGACUAAAUACCUGUGGCUUCUAAUGAUGGUCCGCGUAGGAUCUUUUCAAGAAGGACUUUGUCGUCGAAAAGAACCCCUCCCUGGUGUGCAGGUUUUGGCCCCGGGAGGCAUCGUAACUCUGAGCUGCAGUGGCCAAAUCACAGUGGAUGGAGUUGGUGUCACCUUGACGACCGCAAGCCAGGCAGGAAGAGAUGGAGAGGAGCUUGCGAGGACAAGGGACGCUGUGAGCGUGGGCGGCAGUUAUGGGGACAUCACGACUUCUAGGAGUCCACCCUCGACUGCCUUAGGGGUGGAGCUAAAAGGGAAAGAUUCGAGUGCAGUGACCGUCAGCCGUAACUGGCCUUCAGGUGAUGCCACCACUAGUGAGAAGGAUGCCACAAUGUUCCAAGAGGCCACAUCUGUGGAGGUGGGUGAUGUGAGCAGGACAAAGGUCAGGGCCCCUCGGCAAGCAAGGUGGCCAGUGAAGGACUCCAGGUCACGCGUGCACUGGAAGCUGGAUGGUCGUCCCAUGCGAGUCACUGGAGAAGAGGUGGACACACUGCACCUCGGCCCAUUUUUUGCAUCCAAGUCUGGAAAUUACAGCUGUCACCAGGGAAGCAAAAUGAUCUUCUCAGUGAAAAUAAUGGUGGAGGCUCCUCCAGAACAGCCCUCGUUAUCUUGCUACCAAAAGUCACCCACAAGUCACAUCCGCUGUGAAUGGCAAGCCAGUCAGCCGGUGACCCCAACCCCCCUGUGUCACCUCCUGCUGAAAAAAGGGUUGUUGGAUCAAACUACAGUGAAGCCGUGUAGCUAUUCGAAGCUCCAGAAUCGCUGCUGGUGUGUGUUGGACAAGAAGACAGAGGGGAGCAGAGACAGUUACUGGGCGUCACUGUGCGUCUACAACACUGCUGGUCAUGUUACCAGCCCCCCAGUCGCUCUCCAUCCACAAGAUGUCGUUAAGCCGGACCCCCCGUAUAAUGUGUCAGUGCAUAGUCAAGAAGGGAAAAAACACUGGCUGAUAGUGUCUUGGAAAUAUCCUCGCUCGUGGAAGGGUAAUUUCUACAAACUCACUUUCCAACUGCAGUAUUUCGUGGUCCUGCAGGGGAAUCCCAGAGGCAUGCAAGAGGUUCACACUCCUAAGCUGAACUACACAAUCAAGGAUGCCACCCCCAGAGUCAAGUACCUCCUGCGGGUUCGAGGCAGAGAGGAGUUUGGCAUCGGGCACUGGAGUGACUGGAGCCCGCAGCUCUAUGCUUACACCUGGACAGAGCCGACGACUAUGCCAGCCUCCACCGAUACAGUUCAUGACUCCUGGUUUCCCGAGGGCUCUGGUAUUGAUGAAGAUAACGCAGUGGGACGCGUUUUUGUUCCGCACACGCCUGACAGCCAGUUACUGCUGCACGUGUCCUGGGUGAUUGGAGUCUGCAUGCUACUGGGCCUCAUUGUCAUGAGCGCCUUUGCCCUCAGGCACAAGGUAAAGUUCAUAUUCAAACCUCAUAAGCUGAGUGGUACUUCCCCUCCGCUGCCAUCGGCCUCGGCUUCUUCAGCAUCGCCUACAGAGGAAGGAAAUCCCCUUGUGCGUGGAGAGCGGCCUGGUCCCCCACAGAACUCAGACCCCCCCUUUCCUGAGGAAGAUGAGGCGAGUGCCGAAGGAAUUCACCUCUCCAACUUGGGUUACUUCUUAGUACAAAGGGACUAAGAGACCUGGCACUUAGCCUCUGUACUUGUCAGAUUUAUAUGCACUGCAUUAUAUAGCAUAAAGUGUACAUCUGUAUGAAUGAUGUAGUAAGAUAUUACUACACACCCAUGUGAAGUACCUUUAGGUGACUAUUGUGAGAGGCACUAUAUAAAAAUUAAUUUAAUUGAAUGUAUACUUUGCUAAUAUAAACGCAAAUCCGUUCAUCUUUUUUGCAAUAGAAAACUGUAAUGGUUCAAUACGCUGAGCCAAUAGUAUGUAUAUGAGUGUAAGAUACCAUAAAGCAUUGCAUUGUUUUUUAAACUAUAUGAUACCAUAUUUGUUAGGUGGGAAAAUGGACUGAGUUUUGAAUUUCUGGUCUUGUGUCAUAACCUGUUUGUAUUUCACAUGCAUGUAUUUGAUUAUAUGUGGUGCUGUGUCUUAUGCAGUCAAAGAAAAUGUUUAAAUGAUCUUCAUGGUAAAAAGUGUGUCAGCUUUUCAAAACCUUUCCUUAAGUCACCCCAAUAUUUGCAGCAACCAAACAUACACCAUCUUAUUAUAUGACUCUUACUUGGCUAAUCAAGACCUCAUUGAGUUAUUUAACUAAUUAAGUUAGUUAAUCGAAAUAAUGGUGAAAUUUUAUAAAUAUAUGGAUUGGGUGCCCCUGAGAAGAGGUUUGGGAACUGAAGCGUUCAUCUAGCCACCCAACUAGAUGUACUCUAACUUAAGAACUUAAGAAAUUUCUGUUAGUUUUUAUUGUUACUGUUAACUUGCAUAUGUUUUCAUGUUAAACAGUUUUUUUUCUAAGCAAAUAUACAUUCACAACCCAGUCAAACAACUUUAAACAUUUGCUUUGACUGUGAAGACUUUCACAGCACUGUGUAUAAUAUUAACUUGAGAAUAAAUGUGUAUAAGUUC
Molecule: messenger RNA, 3433 nt
Organism: Brienomyrus brachyistius
Lineage: Eukaryota; Metazoa; Chordata; Actinopteri; Osteoglossiformes; Mormyridae
Gene: il6r
Product: interleukin 6 receptor
Exons: 10
Coding region: 845-2539 (564 amino acids)
Biological process (GO): cytokine-mediated signaling pathway
Cellular component (GO): membrane; external side of plasma membrane
Molecular function (GO): protein binding; cytokine receptor activity
Source: RefSeq, a predicted model, not a curated record